Thamnophis sirtalis is the source of this 5668-nucleotide messenger RNA. The record is from RefSeq and is a predicted model, not a curated record. NCBI's taxonomy places the organism in Eukaryota, Metazoa, Chordata, Lepidosauria, Squamata, Natricidae.
UUAGAACUGGCCACUUGCUCACUCGGUCUCCACUCAGUCUCACUUAAGCAAUGACUGGAUGUCUGAUCUUUUCCUUCUAUAGUCCACUAUAAGCUCCUUGGUCUUAUUGGUGUUAAGGACCAAGUUAUUGUCACCACACCACGAAAGCAACUGGUCCACCUCAUUUUUAAAUCAAGAUAGGUUGAUAAAGUGAAUAAGAUUUGAUGAUUAAGAUUGCAUUCUAAAUGCUAAAUCUACUUUGAUGUUUUGAUUAGCUACAUGCAUUAUGUUUGUAGAGGACUGAAUAUUUCUUCGGUUUGUCUUUCGACUUUUGGGUCCACAUAACUGUUAUUUUCAUGUUUCUUCUCUAGGGAUCUAACAUCACAGACACUUGCACAGAAAUGCUGAUGUGUGGUGUUUUGUUGAAAAUUUCAGCAGGAAAUAUACAAGAACGAGUGUUCUUUCUUUUUGACAAUCUUUUGGUCUAUUGCAAAAGAAAGCAUAGACGACUGAAAAACAGCAAAGCUUCUUCAGAAAGUCAUCGAUACUUUUUCCGAGGAAGAAUAAAUACAGAGUUGAUGGAAGUUGAGAAUGUUGAUGAUGGCACAGCGGAUUAUCACAGCAGUGGUCACAUUGUUCUCAACGGUUGGAAGAUACACAACACAGCAAAGAAUAAAUGGUUUGUGUGUAUGGCCAAAACAUCUGAAGAAAAGCAUGAAUGGCUUGAAGCUAUCCUAAAAGAAAGGGAAAGAAGAAAAGGGUUAAAACUUGGUAUGGAACAAGAUACAUGGGUGAUGAUUUCUGAACAAGGAGAAAAACUUUACAAAAUGAUGUGCAGACAAGGGAAUUUGAUCAAAGACCGAAAGAGGAAAUUAACCACUUUUCCAAAAUGUUUCCUUGGAAGUGAGUUUGUAUCUUGGUUAUUGGAAACUGGAGAGAUUCACAGACCCGAAGAAGGUGUUCAUCUCGGUCAGGCUUUGUUAGAGAAUGGCAUUAUCCACCAUGUUACAGACAAACAUCAGUUUAAACCUGAACACAUGCUCUAUAGAUUCCGUUAUGAUGAUGGCACAUAUUAUCCAAGAAAUGAAAUGCAGGAUGUAAUUUCAAAGGGUGUAAGAUUAUAUUGUCGUCUUCACAGUCUGUUUACUCCUGUGAUAAGAGAUAAGGAUUACCAUUUAAGAACCUAUAAAUCUGUCAUAAUGGCUAAUAAAAUGAUAGACUGGCUAAUUGCACAGGGGGAUUGCAGAACAAGAGAAGAAGCAAUGAUCUUUGGAAUAGCACUUUGUGACAAUGGAUUUAUGCAUCAUGUUCUGGAAAAAAGUGAAUUCAAAGAUGAACCACUUUUAUUCCGUUUUUUUGCGGAUGAAGAAAUGGAAGGCUCCAACAUGAAACACAGACUUAUGAAGCAUGACUUAAAAGUAGUGGAAAAUGUAAUUGCAAAAUCGUUGCUGAUCAGAUCAAGUGAUGGAAGUUAUGGUUUUGGUUUGGAAGACAAAAACAAAGCACCAAUUGUGAAAAUAGUGGAAAAGUGCUCAAAUGCUGAGGUGGCAGGUCUAGAAAUUGGGAAAAAGAUCUUUACCAUUAAUGGUGACCUAGUUUUUCUAAGGCCCUUCACUGAAGUGGAUAGCUUUCUGAAAGCAUGUUUAAACAGUAAAAAGCCCCUCAGGGUACUUGUGAGCACAAAACCAAGGGAGACAGUUAAGAUUCCUGAUUCUGUGGAUGGACUUGGAUUUCAAAUACGAGGCUUUGGCCCUUCUGUUGUUCAUGCUGUUGGAAAAGAUCCUUGAAGCUCUAGCAAAAAGUGAUGAGCAAUUUGUGCAAAACUGUAGCAGCUUAAAUAGUAUCCAUGAAGUAAUUCCUACCAAUCUUCAGAGCAAAUUCAGUGCCAUUUGCAGUGAAAAAAUAGAGCACAUUUGCAGAAGGAAUACAAGUUAUAAAAAGUUUUCACGGGUCCUAAAAAAUCGAGCUUGGCCUACUUUCAAGCAAGCUAAGUCAAAGAUCUCACCACUGCAUAGCAGUGAUUUCUGUCCAACCAAUUGCCAUAUCAAUGUUAUGGAAGUCUCAUACCCUAAAACGUCAACGUCACUUGGCAGUGCCUUUGGUGUUCAGCUUGAUAGCAGAAAACAUGAAAAAGAAAACAGACAUAUGGAGCAAGGUAAACUGAAUCCCAUGGUUUAUAUACAACAUACUAUAACAACCAUGGCCGCUCCAUCAGGUCACUCAUUAGGUCAACAGGAUGGCCAUGGUUUAAGGUACCUAUUAAAAGAAGAAGAUUUAGAAACAGAAGACAUCUAUCAGAAACUGUUAUGCAAAUUACAGAGUACAUUAAAGGAGAUGGAAAACUGUGUUUUUCAAAUAGAUGACCUUCUCUCUUCAAUAACAUAUUCUUCAAGUUCACAACAUACAAACCAUGAAUUGUUAAUGUCAACAGACAGUGAUAAUGAAAAAGGAGAACGCAAUGGAAAAAAAGUAUGCUUCAAUGUAGUAAGUGAUGAGCAGGAAGAUUCUGGUCAUGACACUAUAAGCAACCGGGAUUCAUAUAGUGAUUGCAACAGCAACCGGAAUUCUACUGCUUCUUUUACCAGUAUUUGCAGUAGCCAAUGCAGUUCUUAUUUUCAUAGUGAUGAAAUGGAUUCAGGUGAUGAACUUCCUCAGAGCAUUUGCAUUUCUCAUGAUAAGCAGGAUAAACUUUAUGGUUGCUUGGAACAUCUUUUUGGCCAGGUAGAUUCAAUUAUUAAUCUAUUGAAAGGUCCAGCAGUGGCAAGAGCUUUUGAGCAAACUAAGUUCUUCACCCCUGGUCGAAGUUUUCAAGAAUUUCAACAAGAAAUUGAACUUAAGGUGAACUGCCCAAAGAAACUGAGGCUUCAUAUUAAACAAGAUCCUUGGAACCUCCCCAGCAGUGUUCAAAACCUUUCUCAAAGCAUCCGAAAAUUUGUUGAAGAGGUAAAAGCAAGAGUCCUUCUGGCACUUCUUGAAUAUACAGAUAGUGAGAUACAGCUCAGGAGAGACAUGGUCUUCUGCCAGUCUCUAGUUGCUACAGUUUGUGCAUUUUCAGAGCAAUUAAUGGCUGCCUUAAAUCAUAUGUUUGACAAUGGCAAGGAGUGUGAAAUGGAAACACAAGAGGCCAGUAGGAGAUGGUUGGAACAGAUAUCUACUGCAGGUGUUCUCCUUUACUUCCAGUCACUGCUGUCACCAAACCUGACUGAUGAACAAGCUAUGCUAGAAGACACAUUGAUUGCAUUAUUUGACUUGGAGAAAGUUACAUUUUAUUUUAAACAUUCUGAACAGGAACCUUUAGUAGCAAAUAUGCCAUUCACAUAUCAAGCAGAAGGAAGUCGGCAAGCUAUGAAAAUUUAUUUUUAUCUUGAUAGUUACAGUUUUGAACAGCUUCCUCAAAGGCUGAAAAAUGGUGGAGGUUUUAAACUUUACCCAGUUCUAUUUGCACAAGCCUUGGAAAGUAUGGAAGGAUAUUAUUAUAGAGACAAUGUAUCAGUAGAAGAAUUUCAAGCCCAGAUUAAUGCAGCUUCAUUGGAAAAAGUAAAACAGUAUAACCAAAAACUUAGAGCAUUUUAUCUGGACAAAGCAAACAUUCCUCCUAAUUCAACAUCAAAGGCUGCUUAUAUAGAUAAGCUAAUGAGGCCUAUCAAUUCUUUGGAUGAGCUUUACCGAUUAAUGACAUCUUUCAUAAGAUCCAAGCGCACAGCAGCCUGUGCUUACACAGCUUGUGGUGCUUCUGGAGUUGGACUACUGUCCAUCUCUUCAGAACUCUGCAGCCGGCUGGGAGCUUGCCAUAUCGUCUUAUGUAACAGUGGAGUUCACCGUUGCACUCUGAGCAUCACUUUAGAGCAAGCAAUAAUUCUUGCUCGGAGUCAUGGUCUACCUCCUCGCUAUAUCCUCCAAGCUACAGAUGUGAUGCGCAAGCAAGGAGCAAGAGUUCAAAAUACUGCAAAGAAUUUAGGAGUUAGGGACCGAACACCACCAUCUGCUCCAAGAUUGUACAAACUAUGUCAGCCACCCCCACCUGUUGGAGAAGAGUAAAGAUUCUUAUCGGAGGAUUAAUCAAUAUACCAGUUUCCACAAAGAGAAGGAUAAUAGUCUUUUGAGUAUGGAUACAGAACCCUUUCUGCUUAAACGUGACUAUGUAAAUAAAAGAGUAAUGACUUCUGUUGGGGAAAAAUAAUAUCUGGAUUUACUGUGCAUGUUCUGUGAAUGUAUUCUUUGGGAUGUUUUUAAGUGCUUAAUUCAGCAAUACCAAUUGUUCAACAAAGUAUGGGCAGGAACAUGAAGAGAAACAAAAGAGAAAGAUUGAAAAAACCACUGUAUUAUAAUAUUUCAAAAAAGUAACAUCUUCGUCGAUAGGAUGAUUUAUUAAAUUAAUGCUCUGAUGAAAGAGAGAUUCUAUAUUGAAAUGCUUUCCUAAUGCAUAUCUCAACUAGUCAUAGAAACUCUACUACCUGCUUUGGCAACAGUAAAUUUUAAUGUAAGAAAUCCAAUUUGUUCCAAUUGAGGUGAAGGACUGAAGCAACAGAUGGAACUGAUGAAUCAAAAUUAUGUUCAGUGCUCUAAUUCAUAAGUUGUUCAAUGGGUUUUGACAGAAAUAUUUCCUGUAAUAGCAAAGUUUUGAUCAUGGUGAGCGUUUGUAGAAAAUUCAAAUGAGAUAUUCAAUCUUACUCAUUUUUCUACCUCAGUUGUUUCUGUGAAAUCAUAAACAUUGACUAAGGAAAAAAAUCCAGCUAACAAAUUUGUUUUAACUCAAAAUUAUCUUUCAUCAAACUAACUGAAAAAUGAAUGUUUUAUUAAGGUCUUAAAAUUAAGACAUAUUUUUUUAAAAUAACACAUUUGUAUUUAUUUUAUAUUCCAUUCUUCCCCCAAUACUCAAGACUUGAUUUGCAGGGACCAUAUAUACAGUUUGUGUUAGCUUUACAGUGUUGUGUGAAUCUACUGUGAUUAAAAAGAAAAGACUUAAGCCCUUUUUGUAACUUGUUUGUUGUAGGGUACCCUAUGUUAACAACAGUUUAGCUUAUCCAGUUGCUGGCCUAGAAUCUAAUAGCCUUUAGUUCUCUAGACUAUUAGGAUUAACCUCAAAAUAUAAAAAACAGGUUUUGUUUUAAAAACCCAUGAAGUAAGGGAAAUUAGCAUUCCCAUUCCACAUGCAGACCUUGAGAUCCAAUGAGUACAAAACUGGAUUUUUUUCCCCAGAUAAUUUUUACAUAAAUGAAAAACUGUACAAAGUGGGGGAAAUCUAUCAAAAAUUGGUUACCUUUCUUUCUGUUGUCUGGGUUUUAUUGACUUAUAUGAAUUUACACAUAAUUAACAUUAAGCCACAUUGUGAUAAUUCUUUAAAUGUGUUACAGUAUGUUUCAAGCUGUAAUUUUCUAAAUGUGUUAACAGUGUUUCAUGCAAUAGAUAUUGUAACAAUGCUGCAAAAAAUACCUGUAUCUCAUAAAAACAGAUUUUGCUGGCAAGAAGGGCCUAGAUUGAAAGUGCAAUUGUAUGUAUUUCCAAAUAAAUAAAGUUUCCCUGAAUUUUCAAUGAGUCCCAAGUAAUAGGUAAAGGAUUACAAAUGAACAAGUCUCUGUCUGAUCCAGUAGAAAUUGUUGAGUAUUUUAUAUUAAGCCCUAUUAAUUGCUUAUGCUGAUUCUGUAAACUGCGUAGAGAGGGCUGUAAAGCACUGCGAAAUGGUAUAUAA